UUAGAUUAUUUUAUUUUCUCCACUAAGUCUUGAUAUCUCUUACCAAAACCUGGCCGGUCAGAUCCUGCCCAGCUCAAACUUCUAGUUUAAGGCUGAAGAUUCUCAAGCUUGCGAAGAGACUCUUGGGGAUUAUUUAGCAUGAUCCUUCUCAUCAUCUGAGCUGUCUUUGGGAGCAUCAUCUUUAGGCACAGUAUCAGACUUUGGCUUCUCCAUUUCCUUCCCAUCAUUGCUUGAGCUACUCUUCUGGUCAUCAUGUUUAGACUCAAUUAUUGUGGAAGGCUUAGGCUCUGUAGUUUUAUUUUCCUCUUUAUUGGACUGCUCAUUCUGAGCCUCUGGCUUUUUCUCUAACUUUUCUUGGGGUUUAUCUUGGGGUUUGUCUUGUUUAGAAGGCUCUUUCUGCUCUUGAACUUUAGGCUGAGCUUCCUUCUUAUUGUCUUCUUCAUGAUCACUUAGGUCCUUCUUGUCAGAAUUAUCAGAAACUUUCUCUUCUGCUUUAUUCUCUGAAGCUGGAUCUUCCUUUGUAAUUGUAGCUUUAAUUUCUUCUUUUUCAUGAGAACUGUUGGAUUUCUGCUUGUCACCACCUUUACCAUGAUCAGAAUCUAGCUUUGGAUCAGCCUUUUCUUCCUCUUUAGUUGGCUGCUUUGGAUCAGCCUUUUCUUCCUCUUUAGUAGGCUGCUUAGGCUCUUCACUUUGAGGCUGAGAGUCUUCUGCGACAUCUUUCUUUUUAGAAGAGUCUUUAUUAAUGACUUCAGGCUGUUUCUCUUUAUCACUAGACUUAUUGCUCUCUUUAUCUUUAUCGAUCUCCUUAUUCUCUAUUGAUUUAUUAGGCUUUGUAUCAGAAUUUUCAAUCUCUGAGUUGAUUGUCUCUUUCUUUGGUUCUACAUCGAUCUUAUCAUUUUGAGUUUUUCCUUUGACUUCUUCGUCCUUGCUAUCUAAGCUAUCAUCCUUAUGGGUUUUCUCAGCUUCUAUAGGAUGAUCUCUUGGUGAGGAAUGCUUGGAAGAGUCCUUAUCAGUCGCCUUUUCUUGCUUUAAUUGACUUACUGAUUCAGGCUCAGAAUCCUUCUUCUCAGAUUCAGAUUUGUGAUCUGAAUCUUCCUUCUCUGAGCUCUUAUUGUCUUUUAUUAACAAUUUAUUAUCUUGAGGGAGCUCCUGAUUUUUAGAUGUUGAUUUUGGAGGGUCUUCCUUGACUGAAACUGACUGGUCUGGUAGCUCUCUAAGCGAAGGCUUGUCACUCUCUUUAUCUUCUUUGUCAGAAUCUUGCUUUGAGAUAUUCUGUGCUUUUGGAGAAUCUUCUUUUACUUCUUCAACAACUCGUGCUUGAGGAGAAGACUCUUUUUCCUCAUGAAGCUCCUGGAUGCUCAAACUUUUCUCUUCCUCAAUUUGCUUCUGAGAUGGCUUCUUUGAUUUUUGUUUAGGAGAUUUUGGUGCUUUAGAACUCUUUUUCAAGGGAGAAUUUGUUUUAUUUCCAACACUUUUAUUAUGCUCACUUCGCCCAACAAAGCGAGUUUUCUCUUUAGUAGCUGAUAUAGUAUUCUGUGUAGAUUUAAUUCUAUUUGGAGCAUUCUUCCCUGCAAGUUUCUUAGUAUUUUUCUUAAUAGGAUCAGCGAAGAACUCAGAAGGGUCUUCUCCAUUAUCAACGGCAUUGAUCAUUCCAAGUCAUUUAUUUACAACCUUAUUUAUAUUUGGCCAUCGAAGGCUGAGUAAUUUAGAAAAGAUUAAUUUUCCUUUAUAAGAUACUUCAAAUGCUCCGACUCUAGGCAAUUGAUCAUAAAAAUUACUCCUACCAUCAUUAUUAGGAAUAAGAUUGUAAUAUAAAUCAAAGUCAACGAAUUCUUUAGGGAUCUGAUUUCUCAAAACACUCACGCUAGGCUCCUCGGCUGUGACCCCUUCAGCAAUUGUGUUAUAAAAGCUCAUAUACUUAGCUUCAUCAUGCCUAGUGUUCCAACUAUGUUGGCUGCACGACUGGCAUCACUCAAUGCAAAGAUACCGGCCAUCAUUGGCUUCGUUUGCUGAAUCU
Messenger RNA from Moneuplotes crassus, 2017 nucleotides. Lineage: Eukaryota; Ciliophora; Spirotrichea; Euplotida; Euplotidae. The record is from the annotation of a GenBank genome assembly.